GAAAGAGGCCCGGAAUCACGGACCGGCCCCCUCCACCUUUCGGUUUCGCUCAUGAACCCCCGGGUGGUGAAAACCGAGGCGGCCGACGAGCGCCUCACGCCGCCGGCGACUGGCGCGGCCCCCGCCGGCGGCGGCGGACCGCGCGCCCCGGUUCAGUUCAUAGAGCUCAGCAGCAGCGAUUCCGACUCUGACGGCGGCGUCGGCGGCAGCGCAAAGAGGUCCCGCAGCGCGGCAGGGGACAGCGCCGCGGGGAAGCGGGCUAGGGUUUCCGCGGGGCCCGUGGUCGGCGUGGACGUGCCACCAGGCUUCCUCGAUCCGCUACCGGCGCCUCCGCAGCCGUCGAGGGGCGCGACGAAGCAGUUCUGGAAGGCCGGGGACUACGACGGGAACCCGGCCGGGGGCUUGGAGCCGCCGCCAUCUGCAUCUGGAUUGGAACAUGUCCGCGUACAUCCUAAAUUUUUGCACUCAAAUGCAACAAGCCACAAGUGGGCUCUAGGGGCUUUGGCUGAGCUUCUGGACAACUCACUCGAUGAAGUUAGAAAUGGAGCUACGUUUGUGAACAUUGACAUGUUGGAGAAUAGUAAAGACAAAACAAGAAUGCUCCUUGUUGAAGAUAAUGGUGGUGGAAUGGACCCAGAUAAAAUGCGUCAGUGCAUGUCCUUGGGUUAUUCGGCCAAGAGCCAAGUUGCAAAUACCAUUGGACAAUAUGGAAAUGGUUUCAAGACAAGUACAAUGAGACUUGGUGCUGAUGUUCUGGUCUUUUCCCGUAGCCGUGGAAAAGAAGGCAAAAGGCCUACACAAAGCAUUGGCAUGCUAUCUUAUACCUUUUUGAGGAGCACUGGUAAAGAGGAUAUUGUUGUUCCAAUGAUUGAUUAUGAAAAAAAUGGACUGAAUUGGACAAGAAAGCUGCGGAGUACAUUUGCUGAUUGGAAUACAAGCCUACAGACUAUCAUUACAUGGUCGCCUUAUGGAACUGAAGCAGAACUACUUGAACAGUUUAGUUCUAUAAAGGAACAGGGGACUCGAGUUAUCAUUUACAAUCUUUGGGAAGAUGACCAAGGAGAUUUGGAACUCGACUUUGAUGCUGAUGUAAAUGAUAUUCAACUCAGAGGCGGUAACCGUGAUGAGAAAAAUAUCGAGAUGGCUAAGCGGUUUCCUAACUCCAAGCAUUUCCUUACAUAUAGGCAUUCAUUGAGGAGUUAUGCAUCUAUUUUGUAUCUCCGACUUUCGGAUGCUUUCCAAAUAUUUUUACGUGGAAAAGAGAUUGAGCACCAUAAUAUUGUGACUGACAUGAUGCUGAAGAAAGAGGUUACAUACAGGCCGGUUGCAACUAAUGGACUUCCAAAAGAUUCAAAUAUGGUAGCUGAUGUGACGAUUGGCUUUGUUAAGGAUGCAAAAUUCCAUAUUGACGUCCAAGGAUUUAAUGUAUAUCACAGGAACCGUCUGAUAAAGCCUUUCUGGAGAGUGUGGACUGCUGCGGGAAGUGGUGGGCGUGGUGUUAUAGGUGUACUUGAGGCUAACUUCAUAGAGCCAGCUCAUGAUAAGCAGGACUUUGAGCGCACAACUCUUCUAGCAAGACUUGAAGCACGAUUAAUUCAAAUGCAGAAGGAUUACUGGUCAGGAAAUGCUCAUCGGAUUGGUUAUGUUGGAGCUCGCUCUUUCAGAAGUCCUGAAACAGGAAGAGAAAACUCUCCUGAAGGUUCCCCAGGAGCACAACCAUCACCAGGUCAUUCUGGGAAAGAUUAUCCAAAACAGCGCAACGCUGGUAAAUCAUAUUCUGCCUCCAGUAAAAAGAGCGGGAAAACAAGCACACCGUUUAGUUGUCAACAGGCUGAGAAGUCUGCCAGGACUAAGCGAUCUGCAGGAUCAAUACUGCAUGGGUUACCAGACACAAGUGAUGACAGUGAUUCUGAGUUUGUGAACACACCGUCAUUAAGUUCAAAAUCUCAUAUCCUGAAUGCACAUAGAAAAUAUUUCCAGAAUGAGAAUACUAGUUUGGCAACACCCGCGUCCAAUGGAACAACAGAAAAAGAAAGAAGCAUAACCAAAUCCCAGUUGGCGGAACCAAAUGCAAGAAGUAACGUUGAUGGACAUUCCAUUGAUGAUCAUGAACCUGUAAUCAAGCAAUUGAGGGAUGAAAAUGCAUCAUUAAAGGAAAGGUUAUUGAUUGUGGAAGAGGCAACGUCACAAGAGCUGGUUAUGGAGCGGGACAAGGUCAAGUCUUUGACAGAGAGGCUGGAGGAUCUGCAGAGACAACUUGAUACUGCAAACAAGGAACAAGAAGCACUGAUCGACAUCUUUUCAGAAGAAAGAAGUCGGCGAGACGAAGAAGAGGAAAAUCUAAGACAGAAGCUAAAGCGUGCUUGGUCUUUGAUUGGCAGGAAGCAUCGAACACCAUACAAGAGUUGCUGCUGGAGAAAUCAAACGCUGGCAGGAAAGGUCAAAAGGUGUGAGAAACUUGCUACCGCCUCACUAACCAGAGUGACUCCAGUUUCAUGUUUUCACGCCCUGGGGCAUGGCAUCGCAGUUGCUUCUGCAACUCUAGCUUGUGUACGGCCAAUGUUUAGCCCCGCCCCACCUUUGUUUAGAGAGUGGUAGUUGAAUCAUCUCGUCCAGGGUAAGCUUCGAGCGCUUUGUGCAUAGCCAUGAAUGAGAUGACCAAUAAGUUGAUUCAAUGUAAAGUAGAAUAACCACUUGUUCGUACGGCCGUUGGCGAUUCCACGUUUAGCCCGUCCUAAAGUUGAGUGGUACUUGCAUCA
This is a messenger RNA of Aegilops tauschii subsp. strangulata, 2759 nucleotides long. The record is from RefSeq and is a predicted model, not a curated record. Lineage: Eukaryota; Viridiplantae; Streptophyta; Magnoliopsida; Poales; Poaceae.